Hippocampus zosterae (dwarf seahorse) is the source of this 5890-nucleotide messenger RNA. It is a transcript of the gene sorbs2a, whose product is annotated as sorbin and SH3 domain containing 2a. The coding region runs from base 499 to 4836 and encodes 1445 amino acids. Gene Ontology annotation, molecular function: protein binding. The record is from RefSeq and is a predicted model, not a curated record. Gene Ontology annotation, cellular component: plasma membrane. The transcript has 27 exons. Lineage: Eukaryota; Metazoa; Chordata; Actinopteri; Syngnathiformes; Syngnathidae.
AUACCAAUUUAGAGAAGCCAUUUUGCGCAGGACCGGAUAAUUCUCAAACACCGGGACAGCUGAAGUUCCGAACCGCCGGUUCGUAAAAGGACAUGAGCUGUCGCCCUCUCCGCCUCCUCCGAGGGUGCUUGUCCUUGUCACCAGGGAGAGACAGAGCGGGGAGGAGCGGAGUGGAAGCCGCAGGGCCAGCCAGAGAGCAGCGGGCGGGCGGGGGUAUCGGACAGUUUCGCCGCAUUGCUAUUCGAUCCCCUCCGUCCGGUGAUCCCACCCGCCCCCUCCCCAGCACCACUCCCCAGUGAGAGGUGGGAGUUGUCCGACUCGGUGAAUCCUCCAGGCGGGCUUCUACUGAGCAGGUGGACGGCUGCUUUCCUCGCUCGCUCGCUCGCUCCUAACCGGUGCGUGGCGUUCUUUGGUGAGGACUUUUUUUCCCUAUGACAUGGAGGACGCUGACAAGCUAGCCAGGUCGACGCUGCUUUGCUAAGCUUAAGUGAUCCCUGGAUGUCCGCGGCAGAUGAGCACAGGCAAGCCGACCGAGGUCGCCCGUGUCGUCGCCUUGGUGCCUUCACGACGGCGUCUCAUUGGAAUCUGGAAGGAGCGCGCUUCACUAUGAAUACAGACAGCGGCGGAUGUGCUCGCAAAAGUGUCGCCGUGUCGCUCACGCUCUCGCCCAUGAAGAGGGUCCAGAGCUCGCCCAAUCUGGCCUCAGGGAGUGAUCCUCACUCAUCGGACUACAGUUCCUGGCGGUCUCGCAGCGCAACCGAUGGCCUUAAGAACGGCGACGCCAUCAGCUCGUCUCUGGCCGCCAAAGGCUUUCGCAGCGUCAGGCCCAACCUGCAAGACAGAAAGUCACAGGGCCCCAUCUCCCUUGACUCCACAGCACGUCACUCCCCCUUUCUGAGCCCCAGCUCCGAAUCUCUCGACUACCCGUCGGGCCUAAUGUCCAAGGGGCUGUCACCCAGCCCGUAUGUCACUCCCGUCACCGCGUCGCCCCCCGCCUCCCCCGCGACGGUCUCGGCUCUCAGCCACUACUCCUCCUCCACGGCGGGUCUGCUUGACGAGCUGCAGAUCUGUGGCCUGGACUCGCCCGGCGCCUCGCCCACGCCGUCGCCCACCCUCAGCCACGUCUCGGUCUUCGCUGCCGCCGCUGGCCCCGACAACGCGCUAACAGCCGCCACAACAGCCACUGUCACUAACGGCCAGGUGCUCUCUCACGCCAUGAACGGGGGGACGGGGCACGCCACCAGGCCGCUUUCGCCGCCAUCUUAUCCGCCGCCGCCCGCCUCGCUCUGCUCCGGACUACUGAGGCAGAGCCAGAGCUCAGAAGGUAGCGAUGCGUUCACCAGAGAGUCUGUGGUGUUGGGCAACGCCAACUUUAGUAGCACCGUGCCCAUCGCCCGCUUCUCUGAGGAGGAAACCAAGGUGUCCGUCAUCAAAGCCCCCCACUACGAAGGCAUCGGACCCGUGGACGAGUCGGGCAUUCCCAUUGCCAUCCGCACAACGGUUGAUCGACCCAAGGACUGGUACAAAACCAUGUUCAAACAGAUCCACAAGGUCCACAAAGCGGAUGAUGACUAUUCAGACACCUACAGUGCAACAUAUGCUAUCAUCAACAAUGAUGACUACGGUGUGCCACCCGGCGCCACCUUGGCCCACCCAGCCCCACGCACGCACACGUACCGGCCGCUCUCCAAGAGCUUGUCGGACAACAGCGGGCAGCGCCUCGCCGCCCGGGAUCCUUCGCCCUCGCCCGUACCGCCACCGCCACCCGCGCCCUCCCUGCUGCAGUUGAGGGCCAGAGACAGCGACCGUGACAGACACACGCCAGAUAUGAAUGAAUGGGGUCCUCCCGAAAGGAAAGUGGACACGCGAAAGUACCGCGCCGAGCCCAGGAGUAUUUUUGAGUAUGAGCCAGGGAAGUCCUCCAUUUUAGAGCACGAAAGACCUACCUAUGAUGACAUAGAUUUAGAGAACGAGCCUUGGUAUAAGUUCUUUUCUGAGCUGGAGUUUGGCCGCCCGCCUCCUAAAAAACGACUGGAUUAUAAUCCAGACGUCUCGGCUCGCCAGCGCAUCGAGAUUGUUCCAGUGUUGAAUGAUGCUUCUUUAUUUAGGUCCGUUCCAGUUCCAACCCAUGUUUAUGAGGCAACCCUGCAGGUCGCUCCUGCCGACAAGCCCCCCGAAAGACCCGCACGCGCUGCCAACGACUACCGAAAAAGAAGGAAGUCUGAGCCUGCCGGCUCCCAGGCAAACGCUCAGUUCUACUCUGGCCGAGCGGCAACGUCGCCCAAAGCGCCCGACACCAGCGGCUCCGCCGGCGGCACUCUCAAGAAGUCCGUCGUUCGCUCCUUGCCGUCCUCGCCCUCACGCACCAAAGGUGGGGCCGCAUGCGUCAUGUAUUCCAACACUUUGACCUCCGCGGGUCCUUGCCAGCAUUCAUCCCUGCCCCGCGUUGCUACUUGUCGCACGGACGAGGCGCCGGCGUCAUCCUAUGAGGAGGCUGCGGCGCCUCCGCCGCCCGGCGGCAAACUCAGGUCCCGUAGCUGCGACGACUUGCUGGGAGAGCGUCCGGGCCAAGGCCGCGCCUGUCGCUCGGAAAGCGCCAGCUCAUUCCCGCGCAGCCAACCUGACUCCAACGGGUCCACGGGCUCGGCACCCUGCCUGCGCCGCCGGCUGCCACAUGACUCACCGGGCUUUCUCAAGUUGUACCGCAAGAUGCACCACAUCGACAGGGCCCACCUGAUCCCGUCCGAGGUGAUCCGGUCGGUCCGCACCCGCAUCCUGGAGCUGGAGCGGCAGCCCCAUCUGCACCCGCACCCGCUCUCCCCUCGGGCGCCCUCUGGUGGCUCGGAAGUGCUGCGCGACAACGUGCCCGACCGCAUCUCCGCUUUUGAGAGUCUCAUCGAGAAGUCCAAAUCCAUGCCUAACUUGGGAGACAACGAGGUGGCGUCGGGCGCAACCACGCCGGGCGGCUCGUCCCGCGCAAGCAGUGGCGGCGGCACCCCUAGUUUUCCAAAACGCCGCUUCUCCAUCGAGUCCCUCCUGGAGGAGGACGACAGCGGCAACGGGCUGCCGCCUCCCGCCACGGAUCACUCGCGUAAACCUCGCAGCCCGCCUGAGGGUCAACCUCGUGCGGGGCCGGAGCCCGACCGCGCGGCCUCCUACUUGGCUCAGCCCGUCCCGCGGGUGCCGCGAGCCGACUACUCCGACAGCGAGCAGGACGCCAUCGCCUCAGACCUCAGUGACUUCAUACAGGUGGAGGGCUCUUCGUUUUGCAGCGAGAGCGACUUUGACCACUGCUCGCUGACAUCCUCGGAGAGCUUGUGCGGCUCGGCCACGCUGCGCCAUCACCACCCCCAGCACUCCGGUCACCAGAGUGUUGGCCAGAGCCAGGGCUACCAACAUAGACACCUCAUUAGUUCAUGCAAGGGUCGAUGCCCGGCCUCUUACACCCGCUUCACCACCAUGCUCCGCCACGAGCGACAGCGAGCGCGCCAGGACCCUCAGAGGCCUCAGCCGUCGAGUCACAGCAGCCGCUCUCCGGUCCGCAGCUCCGAGUCCCAGCAGUCCAUGUCCAAGCUGGCCUAUCUGGUCAGCCCGGUGCCUUUCCAUAAGAAAAAGAGCCGCGGCGGAAGCGGGCCAAAAUCCAAGCAGGCCAUCUACGAAGCGCUGGACGCCGCCCUGAGGGACAUCUACGAGCACAUCCGAGCCGAGCGGGGCCGCAGAGGCGCUGGCACCCCCGACGACAGCAUCCUGAGGAGAAUACUCUCCGAGCUGCUGCCCAGCGUGCCUGAAAGAAGCUCUUCGUUGCCCGGAAGGAGGCUGUGUUGGCACCAGGCCGGCCCGGAUGGGUACACUUCGUACGAGGGCGAGCCACCCGCGUCACGGUCGCAUUCUCCCCGGCUCCGGUCGCCAGUCGGUGCCUGUUACGGACGCCGCUUGAAUGCCGCCAACUGUAAUGAGUACGGGGAGGAGCAUGCCAAUGGAAAUGGUGUUUUUUAUUCAGACCAGGAUGUGCCCAGGAGUUAUUCCACCACUGACGGUCAGCACACACCCCAGAGUCGAAGAGCCACACCUGACAGAGAGGUAUCCCAUAAACAGAUGACCCAACUUAUUCUGUUCUCUCUCCUCCAUCAGAAGCAGCCCGCCCGAGCUAUUUACGACUUUAAGGCGCAGACGGCUAAGGAGCUGACGUUAAAAAAAGGCGACGCGGUCAACAUCAUCAGGCAGAUCGACGGCAACUGGUACGAAGGCGAGCACCGUGGCCGGGUCGGGAUAUUCCCAAUGGCUUACGUGGAGAAGAUGACGUCUUCGGAGAAUUCGCGGCCCAGCCGCCCGCCUCCACCCGCCCACGUCAGGGAGAUCGGCGAGGCCGUGGCUCGUUACAACUUCAACGCUGACACAAACGUCGAGCUGUCUCUCAGAAAGGGCGAAAGGGUGAUCGUGAUCCGUCAGGUGGACCAGAACUGGUACGAGGGAAAGAUCCCAGACACAACCAAACAGGGCAUCUUUCCCGUAGCCUACGUGGACCUGCUCAAGCGCUCACCCUCCAAAGCAACUGCCCACCACCUCCACCAUGCGGACCCCCACGGAAACCAUGGCAACAGGACGCCCAUCUCCACACCCAUCAAGCGACUAGUCCAGGAAGCUCUCCACGGCGGGGGAAACCCCUUCCAGGCUGUGUACAACUACGCGCCGCGCAACGAAGACGAGCUGGAGCUGAGGGAGGGCGACAUUGUUGAUGUGAUGGAGAGGUGUGAUGACGGAUGGUUUGUUGGGACGUCUCGUCGGAGCAAGUUGUUUGGAACCUUCCCAGGAAACUACGUGAAGCAGCUAACGUGAAUGAUUCCCCGCCCCGCCCGCCCCCGCGCACGAGUGUGUGUCUGUGCGUUUUUGGAUGGCGGCGCAGCUCUCUCUAGCCAUCUUCAACGGAAGACCUCGUUAGAACCAAUUUUUUGUUGUUGUUUUUAAUUCUUUUUACUCCUGUUGCCGCAAAAUGACAACGUUGAGGGGAAAAAAACAUUAUUCUGUGUUAGUGUGCUGCAUCACAAGGACAUUCAACAAUGAAUCAUGUGCUAUAUUACAUGCGCAAAUCUCACCCGUUCACCUUCACCGCUAGCGUUGAUGCACUUUAACCAAUUUGUGUUUGUUUGUUUCAUGUCAGAGUUCACCUCAGAAAAGUGUCAGUAUCGGAGGGCUUGCCACUUUUUCAAAGUUUGUAUUUUUUAGCGCUCCAGCGCUAGGGGAUGGCUGUAGUGUCUUUUGUUGUUGUCGUUGCUUUAUUUAUGAUUAUUCAAUAACACAACCAAACCAAGAUAAAUCGGGAGGCAUCCCAGAGCAUUUGGAAAAUCGACAAAACCGAUCAAUUCAGCCAUUUUCAGUUUGCGUUUUUCCGUUGGUUCAUUUAACCCCAAGGAGCGCGUGACCCAAGAUGGCGGCAUGCACGUCCUUAGUUACGGGGCAGCGCGUCGUAUCCCUCCAGCAACGAGCCAGCCAAUCAUAUUCUUCUUUCUGCUCCGUCAGCAACAUUUGGAAGCCAGAGCUAGCGAGUCUUUAUACAGUAUAUAUCCAACACAAGAUCUCCGGUUAAUGAAACAGACUUUGGAAUUACGACUGGCUUGAAAUCGCUCUGUUUACAACUGGGGGGGUUUAUUUCUCACGGAAGCUUGGUUGAAUCCAUGCUCACCUGCAGCUAUCCAGCCCCCUAUCUUCAAAAAAAAAAAUCAGAGAGGAAUAGAAAUAUAGACUUGAUUGUUGUAAUUCCUACAACAAUACCUGAUUCGGGUGUACCAUGAAUCCCCUCAAAUUAAAAGUGUAAAUCUGCAAUUAAAGCACAUUUUCUUCAUUUAAUUUGAAACUCGGCGUGAUGGUGUUUAGAUUUAAAAAAAAAAGACAA